Molecule: messenger RNA, 558 nt
Organism: Yarrowia lipolytica CLIB122
Lineage: Eukaryota; Fungi; Ascomycota; Dipodascomycetes; Dipodascales
Product: 40S ribosomal protein eS10
Cellular component (GO): cytosolic small ribosomal subunit
Molecular function (GO): RNA binding; structural constituent of ribosome
Source: RefSeq, a predicted model, not a curated record
AUGACAUUGGGUCCCAAACAGGAAAGACAGUCACUUUUCACAUUAAGGUUCUGGCACUCACGACUCGCGGGGACUCUCACUCUGCAAAAGGUUCCAUUUCUCACUUUUGAAGUCACGACAGCCUCGAACCGUACGACCAAAAUGUUGAUUCCCAAGGAAGACCGAAAGAAGAUCCACCAGUACCUUUUCCAGCAGGGCGUCUGUGUCGCUAAGAAGGACUUUAACCAGCCCAAGCACGAGGACAUUGACACCAAGAACCUUUACGUCAUCAAGGCUCUCCAGUCUCUGACCUCUAAGGGCUUCGUCAAGACCCAGUUCUCUUGGCAGUACUACUACUACACCCUCACCGACGAGGGUGUUGAGUACCUCCGAGAGUACCUCCACCUUCCCGAGGGUGUUGUUCCCGAGACCCACAAGAAGACUGCCCGAGAGGAGACUGCUUCUCAGGGCCGAGGUGGCCGACCCGAGCGAGGUCCCCGACGACAGGAGGGUGAGUACCGACGAUACAACUCCAACAAGGAGUCUGCUCCCGGUAACUACCAGCCUUCUUUCCAGUAA